GUUUGGCCCUUCAUGUGCUGCAUGAUAUAGCAGCUUUCAGCACUAUUGUUUUGCAACAACAAAGUCUCUGGUUCAAAUUCCAGCGGGGGGCCACGUGUGCACAAUUUGUAUGAUCUCCCCCACGUACGUGUGGCUUCCUCCCUCAGUAGAAUAACUUGCAUGUUGGACUCAUUGGUCAUGUGAUGGACAUAGUUGGUCCAGCAGAUAGAUGCACAUUGUAGUAGGAGCAUGCACUUAAAAUGUCGACUUGUUAAUUUCUAGGAAUAAACAUUGCAGAAAAACGGUCACUUCUUAUCUCGAAGUUGUUAAACAUGAUCCUCUGAGCAAAGGCCAGCGAGUUGACAGCUCGCUGUGAAACAUGGCUUGUUUCAGAUUCAUGUUUCAGAACCUAAUUAAACAAAUUACACAGUUUUUCUAACAAACAGCCAACAAGAAAUGUAUUGUAAACUGAACACCCUGUGUUUGAAAAGUCGCCGUCUGCUGGUCGAGGUCUAGGCACCAACUUACAAACAAACAUAAACACAUUCCUAAACCAGACAAAAUUAGAAAGACUCUAGAGAUUGUUACUCCUGUUGUAUUAGCUCCUUAUUAGCUCAUAGUAAAUAUUUGCUGUUUAUUAAAAGAAAAUGUUCGGACCAACAUAUCAGUUCGCCACAUUUUUUAGGCCGAUUCUUUUCUCAAACUCCAAAGGGUCUAAGAACCAUCAUAUUUCAAAAAUGAUGUGGAUAUUUCAAUAUUUUCUUUACAAACGGGACUAUUUUCUUUCAGCGUUUGGUAACUUUUUAAUUUUCUCCAAACGGGUUAAACUGAUAGCACUGCAUACAAUAUUAUUUACUAUAUUUGUUGUUGGAAAAUGAUUUUGAUGAACGAAUAUGUGGUUGAAAAAUGCCGGCAUGUGAAAUCAAUGUUGUUUUUUUUAAAAAAGGAGUUUGUUAUCUUUUCAUGUGUGUACUGAACUAGCGACUGUGAAUAUAAGUUAAUUAUUACACAUGCUGUAAUUAAAUCAAACCAGAAUGAACCAGCGGCGUUGCAGAGAACACUCUGCUGCUCAGACGGACCCUGGACCCUGGAUUCACAUCCAGCUGGCUGCGGUGCUUGAGCGCCAUGUCUGCCAUGUCUGCCAUGUCUGCCCCGCUGCUCAGGGUCUGCUACAGUUUCCGAUGUUUGAAUGGACUCAAAGACUGCAGGACGUGGAAACCAGGAGGGGCAGUUUUGCUUCGGUCUCUCCAUGUAGACAGUCCACCUCAUAAAUCAUCCCUGACCACCAGCUACGUUCACGGCACCUCUUCCUAUUCCUUUCUUCCCCUGACUGUAAGUCAGAGCCUGGAAGCUACCGUCCGACGCUAUCCUGACCGCGAAGCCGUGGUGUUUCUACAGGACGGCAUCAGAAAAACCUUUGCUGAGUUUCAGACAGAUGUGGACACGGCUGCAGCUGGCUUGCUUGCUCUGGGCUUGAAGAAAGGUGAUCGACUGGGGAUUUGGGCUCCCAACAUAUACGAAUGGAUCCUUUUCCAGUUUGCCUCAGCUAAGGCCGGAAUUAUCCUGGUGUCACUGAACCCAGCCUAUCAAGUAGACGAACUGGCGUUUACACUGCAAAAGGUCCAGUGUAAAGCAGUAUUGUGUCCAACCAGCUUUAAAAGCCAGAACUUUUGCGAGAUGCUGCGGGAGAUUUGUCCAGGAAUCGAGUCAAUGCCCCCGAAUAUGAUCAAAAGCUCCAGGGUGCCAGAGCUGCGUAUGAUCAUUGCGACCGACAACAGGCAGCCAGGGAUGCUCCAUGUGGACGAUGUGAUGCAGGCAGCGGAGAGUCAGCACUACAAGCAGCUGUUGGACCUGCAGAGCCAGCUGUCCUUUGAUGAUGCCAUCAACAUCCAGUUCACUUCAGGUACCACUGGAAAACCAAAGGGAGCCACUCUUUCCCACAACAAUAUUGUAAAUAAUGCAUAUUAUGUGGGCCUCCGUAUGGGCUACAAUCACAGACCUCAGGUGCGAGUGUGUGUGCCUGUGCCUCUGUAUCACUGCUUCGGCUCUGUGAUCGGAGGGAUGAGCAUGGCAGUUCACGGCAUCACUCUCGUGUUCCCUUCUUCUGCUUACAACAGCUCUGCCAAUUUAGAGGCCAUCCAGAAUGAAAAGUGCAAUUUUGUCUACGGCACUCCCACAAUGUACACUGACUUGCUGAGUCGGGAUUUACACAAGUAUGACCUGUCAUCAGUUGAAGCUGGGCUCAUGGGAGGCUCUCCAUGCCCCCCCGAGAUCCUGAGGCGACUCAUAUCAAACAUGAACAUGAAAGAAAUAACGAUUAUAUAUGGAACUACUGAAAACAGCCCUCUUACGUUCUUGGGGUUCCCACAAGACAACGAUGAUCUGAAGAUCAACACUGUCGGGUGUAUCAUGCCUCACACUGAGGCCAAGAUAGUGGACCCCAACUCGGGCCAGAUUGUCCCUUUGGGGGCGUCGGGGGAGCUGAUGACCAGAGGUUACUGUGUGAUGCUCGGGUACUGGGAUGAUCCUCAGAAAACCAGAGAGGUCAUCUCUGAGGAUCGCUGGUAUAGGACUGGUGACACAGCCAGCCUGAACAGUCUGGGGUACUGCUGCAUCGAGGGACGUAUGAAGGACAUGAUCAUUCGCGGAGGGGAGAACAUUUACCCCGCUGAGGUGGAACAAUUUCUCCACAAGCAUCCAAAAGUUCUGGAGGUGCAGGUGGUUGGAGUGAAAGAUGAGAGGCUGGGUGAGCAGGUGUGUGCUUGCGUCAGGCUGAGGGAGGGCCAGACCUCCACUGUAGAGGAGAUAAGAGACUUCUGCACAGGAAAGAUUUCUCACUUUAAGAUUCCAUACUAUGUGGUGUUUGUAGACAGUUACCCACUAACUGUCUCUGGAAAGAUCAAGAAGAACAUAUUAAAGAAGGAAGUGGAGAAGAAAUUAGGUCUAUGAUUUUGUUUUUUAGCUUUUAAAAUGAGUAAAGAUUAAAACUAAUUUAUGUAUCUGAAUAAUUUAUGCCUUGUUUUAAAUUGUGCUGGAAUAUUAAAGCAGCCUGUUGAUUUAUUCAAUAUUAAAGCUUUACAACAUAGCAAAUGAAUGAUCCAGUUUUUAAUUGUCCCACCAUACAUCUUAAAAUGAGCAUCAACUGUAUAACUUUCAAUAAAUUAUUUUAAACAAGCAACUUUUUAGACAUGUUUUUAGAUAAUCAAAAGGUGUAAUAAGUUUUAGACCAUAAUAGGUUUCGUUUAAGUAUCAAAACAAAAAACCCCAACAUGUUUUCAUUUCACCAAAACCAUAGGCAUAUUUAUUAUCUCAAUCUUUAUUUACUUUAACAAUUGACAAUUUAAUAGCAUAUUACAAUGGCUGUAACCACUGUACAAAAGUAAAACUCGUUAUCUCAACACAUGCCAUACAGUGGCAAUAAUCUGAAAUAAAUAGGACUUUAAUGCCAAAUGUCUCUAUGUACAUGUAAGCAAAUUUUCCCCUUCUAUAUACACUACUGUACAAACUCGCUAAAGUCUCUUCAGUAACAGGCUCUACUGUAAACUGAGAUCUCAUAAAUACAAACAACUAACCUUUAAAUUAUACUUCAGGCUAUAACGGGUUUAAAAAUGUGAGCUGCAAGAAGAAAAAUAGAUACAAAGUCAAUAACAAAGCUGCCAAGACCAAAAAAAAAAAAAAGUUAAUACCAAAUUAAUAUUAGUGAAAAUCUGUGCUGCACUGCACAAAA
Messenger RNA from Xiphophorus hellerii (green swordtail), 3706 nucleotides. RefSeq names its product medium-chain acyl-CoA ligase ACSF2, mitochondrial-like. NCBI's taxonomy places the organism in Eukaryota, Metazoa, Chordata, Actinopteri, Cyprinodontiformes, Poeciliidae. Gene Ontology annotation, molecular function: medium-chain fatty acid-CoA ligase activity. The record is from RefSeq and is a predicted model, not a curated record. The coding region runs from base 1105 to 2928 and encodes 607 amino acids. Gene Ontology annotation, biological process: fatty acid metabolic process. The transcript has 16 exons.